This is a messenger RNA of Toxoplasma gondii ME49, 1425 nucleotides long. It is a transcript of the gene SRS30D, whose product is annotated as SAG-related sequence SRS30D. Gene Ontology annotation, cellular component: membrane. The record is from RefSeq and is a predicted model, not a curated record. Bases 169 to 1425 code for a protein of 418 amino acids. The transcript has a single exon. Lineage: Eukaryota; Apicomplexa; Conoidasida; Eucoccidiorida; Sarcocystidae.
GUAAGAGCAGAAAGAAGCGAAGGAACGAAUUCUCUCUGGAUUCUUUAAGCAAGGACAACACCGCGUGCCUUGAGAGACGAAAACUCGCGGUUCCCCGGGCUGGAAGAGCGACUCGGUACGAGGAGCAAGUAACUCAUUUCAACGUUAUCCUUUCCUCUGUGCACGUUGAUGUCCCAUCACAACACACAAAACGUUCGGGCGCAGGCAUUGCAGCAUAUUCGUCUGUCUUCGGCCGUGCAGGUCUACCCUGUCUUUUCACCGUACAAGGUGUGGGAGUGUGUAGCGUGUAAUAUGGCGGUUUCUUCUCCUGUGUACUGCCCGGGUUCCGGAGCCACCUGCAACCUCCACCCGACUUCCCGGAGACUGGGAGUGCAGAAAGGACUACGUGUGCUCGUUAGUGUUGUGCUAGCAUUUGCCUUGUUUGACUUUUUGCAUUUUCCCGUCGGUGUCAGAGCCACAAGCGGGCCAGAGGCUGCAUCUGGCCCAAGCUGUGUGGUUGGUGAGACUGCGACCAAGUGCACUUGCAAGAGCCAAGAAUCAGCUGAAAAUGAGGCACUCACAGCAACCCUCUCUGAAGAAAAAAAUGUUCUCGAAAUUGGCUGUCAACAGACUGAACAGCAGUGUGCUCCUGACGGCCUGGGUACAAAUCUAGUGUGUCCAGCAACCACUACAGCACUGAAGGACUGCAAAAAACCGGAGGAAAAAAACGCUAAUACGCCUUUCGAUGUCAAUUCGCUUCUCAUCGGUUCCCCCAAAAUAUCCUGGCAGUCUUGCGAAGACAGCGAGUACACCACUAAGCGGUUGACCAUCCCCCGAGAGAACUUCCCCUUUGUGGACCGCAAAUUCGUUGUCGGUUGCUUAAAGACUGACACUACGACAAUGAAGGUGGCAGUGACACUUCAAGCGAGAGCAAGUUCAACUCAAAAACAAACUGUCAAAUGUGCCUACGGAACGCAAAGCAAUGCAAAACACCAAACCAUCACGCUGAGUCCUGGGAAAAACAGCUUCACUCUGGUCUGUGGCAGCGAAGGAGAAGUUCUGCCGACUAAAUACAAUGAGGCCUACUGUGUCAGUGAAAACGGGAACGAAGCUGCUGCCCAUUGCACGGGCGCGUACACAGACAUUUUCCCGAAUUACAAACAGACGUGGUGGUCAACCGCAAACAUCAAUGAGUUCACGUUCCAGGUUCCGGAUGGGGAGUUCCCAUCAGAGGAGCAGAAAAUUACAGUUGGCUGCCAGAAGAAGACACAAGCGGCCCCUCCUGCUCAGAGUCAGGGGAAAAGGACCACCCCUGAAGAAGCGAAUUCGACAGUGUGCACUGUUGAUGUGACGAUUUCCCCAUCCACUGCUUCAUCUGCUGCGUUUGGUGGCGUGAGUGCUUUCUUACUCUCGUUGGUGGGGAUUGUCUCCGCAAUCGUUUUGUAG